Arabidopsis arenosa is the source of this 1263-nucleotide messenger RNA. The record is from the annotation of a GenBank genome assembly. NCBI's taxonomy places the organism in Eukaryota, Viridiplantae, Streptophyta, Magnoliopsida, Brassicales, Brassicaceae.
AUCAGCUUGGCGUUUGAAUUUGCCUCUUUAGGAUGGGAAGGGCUAAUGAGCUAUCAAUUCUUUGUGACAUUGAUAUUGUUCUUCUUAUGUUUUCUCCUACUGGCAAGGCUGCAAUAUGUUGCGGUACACGAAGUAGCAUGGAAGAGGUGAUUGCUAAGUUUUCUCAAGUAUCACCGCAGGAAAGAACGAAAAGGAAGUUCGAGAGUCUUGAAAACUUGAAGAAAACUUUCCAAAAGUUGGAUCACGAUGUAAAUAUACGCGAAUUUAUAGCCUCAAGUAAUUCAACAAUAGAGGACUUGAGUAAUCAAGCAAGGAUUCUGCAAGCUCGGAUUUCUGAGAUACAUGGAAGAUUAAGUUAUUGGACGGAACCAGAUAAGAUUAACAACGUUGAACACUUGGGACAGCUCGAAAUUUCGAUUAGGCAAUCCCUUGACCAAUUGCGUGCACAUAAGGAACAUUUUGGGCAGCAGCAACACGCAAUGCAAAUAGAAAACGCAAACUUUGUUAAAGAUUGGUCAACAUGCUCGAUGCAAGAUGGGAUUCAGAUUCCUUUAGAACAACAGCUUCAAUCUAUGUCAUGGAUUCUUAAUAGCAACACCACCAACAUUGUCACCGAGGAACACAAUUCAAUCCCGCAGAGGGAAGUCGAGUGCUCAGCGAGUUCUUCAUUUGGGAGCUAUCCAGGCUACUUUGGAACAGGGAAAUCUCCUGAAAUUACAAUUUCGGGUCAAGAAACAAGCUUUCUUGAUGAACUAAACACCGGACAGCUGAAACCGCAAACAAGCUCGCAGCAGCAGUUCACUAAUAAUAAUAUCCCAGCAUACAAUCCCAAUCUGCAGAAUGAUAUGAAUCAUCACCAAACGUUGCCUCCUCCUCUUCCGCCUCCUCAGGUGUAUAUUCCAAUGACUCAGAGAGAGUACCAUAUGAAUGGAUUCUUUGAAGGACCACCACCUGGAAUUUCUGCUUACAACAACAACACCAACCAAACCAGGUUUGGUGGUUCUAGCAGCAACUCCUUGCCUUGCUCAAUCUCAAUGUUCGACGAAUACUUGUUUUCCCAGAUGCAGCAACCGAACUGAGAGAGAUUUGAUGAAUGAUGAUAAAACAUCUCACUGAAGAAACUCACCAAUAUUUUUUUUCAGAAACAGCAAGAAAACAAAAACUUUGCAGAUUUCUGAAUUGGUUCCAAGAAAAAGAACAAAAACCAGUGGUAAUUCUGGUAGAUUGCAACCAAACCACACACAAUACAUGUUCAUUUUUUUC